UUGCUCCACAGAAAGCAGAAAUCUCACAGCAAAACAAAAACCUUUCCAACCCUUUCUUACUUUGUCUUACACUGGAACAUUUAUGAACGAUAAACUAGCACAUCCUUUUACUCAUCAACUUCUUGAUCACUUGUUAAACCUAAUCUCACAAUACAGUAUGUCACUCCCUGAAUGGACUUAAUUGUACGUUUGGAGCCAAGAUUACGACUGGAUUCUCCCAUGAUGGAAGAUGAUGUGGUCGGAAUUAGACGACCCUUAUUGUUUAGCUUUUGUUUUUUAUUCUCUUGGCCCCUCAACAGUUGCGUUGGAUUCGCACUGAAGGACUGUCGAAUAAGCAAGGACAACGCCAUUUGUUCGGCCAGCAAACUACGAGCUGUCCCUGGGGACAUCCCGGCAUCGGUCAAAACCUUUGACUUGGCUGCGAACAAAAUAUCUCAGAUCCGAGCGGGGGAUUUCAUCAAUUACACGGCCCUGUUGCAGUUAGACCUAAAACGCAACAGCAUUUCCCAGAUAGAAAAAGGUUCCUUUACCAGCCUGCGCUCGCUCCGAAAGUUAAAUCUGAAUAAUAACCGUCUGGCACAACUGGGAGAUGUUUUUGGUGGUUUGAGCAACCUGACCGAGCUAAGACUAAUGAGCAAUGACAUUACAACUGUGGCCCCUUCCUCCUUUCAGCCCCUGACAAAUUUGACUGUCUUGGACCUGUCGUUCAACAAAUUGAAGGACUUGACAAAGGUUCACUAUGCAUUACAACAUUUACCAAAUCUGCAGUAUCUGUUCAUCAGGAAAAUCGGUUUAACCAUUUUCCAGUCCUGGGAACUGACCAACAGCACAGUGGGCCUAGCAUACCUUGACAUGUCUCAGAAUUACAUCGAUGUCUUCAGUAUCAGCGCCGAUGUUUUCCAAAACCUCACUUGGCUGAAUAUCGGCGGUUCUCAGAGAAAGCAGAAGUUGUCAUGGAAGAUUGAUGAGCCGGCGGGACUCAGCCGGGUAACCACGCUGGAUAUCAGUGGACUUCGCUUGGCACAGAAAGAUGCCAGAGGGCUUUUCCAGAGCCUAAACUUCUCGCUGAGCACUCUAAGGAUGAAUGCGAUGAAAAGCAACCUCAGAGAGCUGCUCAACAUGUCCUGCACCAUCCCGACACUAACACAGUUGCAAAUCAGAUGCAACACACUUCGGCAGGUCGAUUCCCGUUUGCUGCGGCUGUGCUCCUCCGUCACCAAGUUGGAUUUAGCUGACAAUUGCAUUCAAAACAUGUUCAACGACUCUUUCAGAGCACUUCAAGGUCUGAAGAGCUUGACUCUCAGCCAAAACAGGCUCUCGUUGGUCCCACCUGCCGUUAGGAAUUUGACGAGACUUCUGGAACUGGACCUGAGCUCCAACAACAUCAGCUCUCUCGGGUGUCAAGACUUUGCGGACCUCGGCAACCUCAGAGUGCUCGGCCUUGAUCAGAACUCCAUCUCGACUGUGAAUCAGUGUGUGUUCAAGGAUCUGACCAAGCUUGAGGUCCUCAAACUGCAGAUAAACCAAAUUACUGAAUUGAACAGCGCUUUUAAAAUAUACUUGCCAAAUCUUAGACAGCUGAAACUGGAUAAGAAUAAACUUACCGCAAUUCGACAGGGAGACUUUGAGGGCUUGCGGUCUAUCCAGAACUUAUCAAUGCAGAGAAAUCAACUCUGCAAGCUUGAAAACGGUUCAUUUGUCGGCCUAACGAUGCUCACAGACAUCCUGCUGCAAUCCAAUGAGAUCCAAGAGACCGACAUAACCGCAGGUGUGUUCAACGAUCUCAUUAAUUUAAGAAAGUUGAGUUUAUUGGACAAUCGCAUCAAGUACAAAAGCAGUUCAGCAUUGCCCUCGGCGCCGUUCUCUCGGCUUUCUCGCCUGGAGACUUUGGCCAUGGCGGGACAACACAGCAGGGGCAGGUUCCAGCUGCCUCGCAACUUCCUGCAAGGUUUGACCAACCUUCUGAUUUUUGAUGCCAGGAAUGUCCAACUUACGUCCUUGCACCAAGACACGUUCAAGUACACACCUCGGCUUCAGAAGCUUGACAUCAGUUCAAAUGAGCUCACAGAUGUCUCCCCCAGGUUGUUUGAUCCUAUCCAGGAUCUCCGAAGCCUCUACAUUUCAAGAACCUCUCUUCUGUCACUAGAUUUCUUAAAUGAGGCCAACCUUACCAAGCUAGAGUUCCUACAAGCACGAAGGAACCAGUAUUCAGUCAUCACAAAGGAACAAAUGGGAGCCCUUCCUGCUCUGGUGUAUUUGGAUCUUCAAGGGAACAGUUUCUUAUGUGACUGCGACAACACCUGGUUCCUCCAGUGGUUGAACAAAACAGAAACCCAAGUGUUUGACGCCUAUAACUUUGUAUGCAACUACCCCCAGCACCUUAAAGGCUUAAAGCUGCUGGACCUUGACGUUGGAUCCUGCUCGGUAGACGUGGAGUUCAUCUACUUCAUCUCCACCACAUGCGCCAUCCUCCUUUUUCAGCUGGCGGCCUUCACCUACCACUUCCUGCGAUGGCAGCUGGCCUACGCCUACCACCUCUUCCUGGCUCUGCUCUACAAGAGGAAAUUCAGGAACAGGCAGCCUGAGUGUCUCUACGACGCCUUCGUCUCUUACAACACGCACGACGAGGACUGGGUCUUCAGGGAGCUGCUGCCCAAACUUGAGGAAGAGCAGGGCUGGAAGUUGUGCCUGCACCACCGAGACUUUGAGCCAGGGAAGCCCAUCAUUGACAACAUCACACAGGCCAUCUAUGCCAGCAGAAAGACAAUCUGUGUGAUCAGUCGCAGAUAUCUGGAGAGCGAGUGGUGCUCCAGAGAGAUUCAGGUGGCCAGCUUUCGCCUGUUUGACGAGCACAAGGAUGUUCUCAUCCUGGUCUUCCUGGAGGACAUUCCCGUCUGGGAGCUGUCUCCUUACUACCGCAUGAGGAAGCUGCUGAAGAAGUGGACCUUCCUGAGCUGGCCCAGGGCGGCCCAGUGCACCGACCUCUUCUGGGAGAAGCUCCGGCAGGCUCUGAAGACCAGAGACAACGUGGGCGGGGAACUGUUGCUCCUCACCGUGAAGGACAGCACGUGAUGAACCAUGAGGAGGUGGAGGUAAUGAAGGCGGAGAUACGUAGAACUGGCUUUUGUAUUCUCUUAGGCUGGAUUUACACGGCAAGUUCAAGAGCCUAAUUUCAAUUUAAUGCCUAUAUAGUGAACACCCACUGUAUAUCACUGUUCAUCUGUCGCGGCUUUUUAAGCGAUCUUUUUUUUCCUGGGUUUUAUUUUCACAGUAUACAAGCAAGCCAGAAUCGAGAGUUGGGCGCAUUCAGUGUAGUACCACGUUGUGCCACAACAUGCCGAGCGGCACUGAGCUCUACUGGAUUUUGAUGGGGCGUAAUUAAGAGAAGAGAAGAAGAAACAGAAAAGGUCCCCGAGCGAGAGGCUAGAGACCUGAUUCCGAUCUGAAGAUAUCUGAUUCCAUGGUGCUUUUUUUCUUCCAUGACGCAUAUCGAGCAAAACAAUUGGAAUUGUGCCAUUUGAACCUUGAAGAGUAAAUGCCGCCUUAAAUAGCUGUUCCUUACAACCACUGCGGUUAACCAAGUUUCGAAGGACAAUUAUUUACGUGUGCGAUAACAAUCAAGUCGGCGUUCAUUCACUCUAGCAUGCUAGUACUGUGUGUGCGAAGCCAAUUCAAACUGAGUAGUCCUCAUUCUUAUCCCUUACAUAAUGUUGUGGUCCCAUUUUGACAUUUGACAGCAAAGAAAAUUUCCUUAAAUGUAUUUCUUUCCCACUGAAAUUUGAUGACUUUUUCUUAAGUGACCCAAACUGCACAAUAAUGAAUAUAUAUAUAUAUAUAUAUAUAUAUAUAUAUAUAUAUAUAUUAAAUGUCAUUCAUUUGUCCAGGUGCUACAAAGUUUGUGCACACUGAGGUUGUUUGAUUUGUGUUUCCAAAAAUUGAUUUUAGGUUUACCGCGAUAUGUUAAAUCAAGGACGAUGGUGGGAAUGUUGAAACUAUACAUCUGCAUAUCAUGUGUAUUUUUUAUGGGACAGUGGUGACAGUGUUCAAGAGAGAGCUUAAAACAAUCCCGAGAACUGUCUGUGUUUCCACCACCAGAAAUAUGCAUCUGCUGGUCUUUGAGGGUCAUGGGGGGGAAAAUCUCCAAAGAGUAAAAAAGCAUAUGAAUGAUCAUACCUAAUAAACACAAGCAACAGAAGUCUUACAGAGGCCGAGAGUAGACAUGUUUAUCCAAAAAACGAGUGGCGUAAAACUUAAUACACUUUUCCUAUUUCUCUUGAAGCAUCGAGUAAGGAUUAAACAUCCUUUUAUCAGUGUCAGAAAUGUUAUCUGUAGUUCAUAAUUGGAUACAGAAAAUAAUUAGGAUGAAAUUCUUGGCCCGUAACAUACGUGCUUGCAUGCAUGGAAAUUUGAGCAGUGAGUUUCUGUCAUGUCAUUGCAGUGACUGAAGGUGCAAAAAAAAAAAAAAAAUGACGACACCUGAUAUUUAAGGGGACAAAAAAGUUUAAUAAAUUAACAGGCACCAAACCCGCACAACAUGAAAAGACCUUUGAGAACCGAAAUGCGUCGUACUUUUACUGUCCACCAUAAAACAUGAACAUGUGAGAACUUUCCAAAGUUCAAGUAUUCAGAAUACUAUGCUUGGCUGUUUAUAAAACAGAGCUUAGAUUUGUGUUGAAAUCAAAUCAAAAGUGAUGAAGCACAAACAUGAAUGCAGCGCGAAAAACAAAUGCGACUGUCAGAGUUUAUGCUGGUGCUGCCGCUGCGGUGGCGUUGUUGGCAGAUUGCUGGAGGGCCUCGUCGCUCUUCCUCCUGCGCUCGCUACACAGAAAUCAACGUUUAUUUGACACACAAAUGAGCACGAGGAAAGCAGAAAAGGGCGUCGUGAGGCGUCCUACUCACUCGAGGCACCGCAUCGCUCUUUGGGUCCAGCUGGCAGCAGGGUCGGCGCACAAAAACCUUCCGGGGAGGUGCAGGCUGAAAAACCGGGGAAACCGGCGUGAGAAUGAGCGCGCGCGGGAGGAAAGUCUGCUUGUUGGUGAACCCGCUGAGGUGCCCGCCCUGAACAAAGUGCUCACUCGCCAACCACGUCACAACUAAAACCCUUCACAAUCACGACUGGAAUUUCAAAUAGGUGAUGUAUUAAAACACUCGACAGGCACUUCAUUAGGUACACACGCUAAUGAAAACUGUGCCCAAAAAAAAAGAAUAAUGCUCACUUUUGAAGUAUUUACUCAACAUUUCGGCUUUGUAGGGUUUUACAAUCCUUUUUUUUUUUUUUUUGACCAUUUUGGGCCAUUUCGGCAGAUUUGUAUUUUUUGCUUCUUUUACUGCAUAAACAUCAGUUCUUGUCAUAGUAUAAAGUAGCCAUUGAUGAAUAUUUUUUAACCUUUCAAAUUCCAGUUUGUUCGCUUAAUGCGCUGAUUGUUAAACAAUGAUAAAAAUCAAAUUUUCAUUGAUUGUAAGCGCACCCUUUUUUUUCUUAUCUAAUGCUAUUACUGAUUGUACUGUCUUUCCACACCCAGCAGAGAGCACUUCAACUUAAAUUUAGAUUUCAUGAUUCAUUCUCCAUGGCGACAGAGGGUAUGUCCACUUCUUGAAAUCAAAAUCAUGACAUUCAUCUGCUCCAUUGGAGUGCAGUAAGCCGUUUAAUGCCGCUUUCUGAAAAUAUAAAAUAUUACAUGAAUUUGCUCCAUUGUCCUAAAAUAGAUGAUGAUAAUGUAAUCUGGUCGAAAAACUAACAUUUGAGAAUGACACCCAUUUAACCCAAAUUAUAUGAUAUAAUCCAGCUCGCCAAAGUGGCCACAAUAAAGCCAAAUCUUACAACUUG
Phycodurus eques (leafy seadragon) is the source of this 5827-nucleotide messenger RNA. It is a transcript of the gene tlr22, whose product is annotated as toll-like receptor 22. Gene Ontology annotation, biological process: toll-like receptor signaling pathway; immune response; inflammatory response. The transcript is spliced from 4 exons. The record is from RefSeq and is a predicted model, not a curated record. The coding region runs from base 172 to 3072 and encodes 966 amino acids. NCBI's taxonomy places the organism in Eukaryota, Metazoa, Chordata, Actinopteri, Syngnathiformes, Syngnathidae. Gene Ontology annotation, cellular component: membrane. Gene Ontology annotation, molecular function: transmembrane signaling receptor activity; protein binding.